AUAAAUCCAAGACCUUUCCCCAGGCUUCCCUCAGUCAGUGUUGAGCUGAACUGAAGUUUUUCCAGAUUCCAGAUUCCAGAUCACUCCACCAUGACUUCUCCCGUCGGAAGACUCCUGGCUUUGGCUUGUGGUCUCACUCUCCUCCUGGGUUGUGAGUUCCAAGAGCCCUACACUGCCCCAUUUGGGGCAAGUGUCACUUUAGAUUGCUAUUAUGAGCUCGAAGCAGAACCACAUACGGUAUGCUGGGGUAGAGGGGUUAUGGAGGACUGGGAGAACUGCAAAGAUGAGAUGAUCAGGACAGAUGGGAAAAUGAUGGUCAGCAGAUCCUCUGAACGUUACAACUUCGCCGGCAACAUUGCUGAGGGUGAUGCGUCAAUGACCAUCACGGAUGUCAAGGAGGAUGACUCUGGACUGUACUUCUGUGUGUCGCGCACCCAAAUAACGAGGCUGGAGCUCGAGGUCGCAGCCCCACCUCCCACCAUGGCCGCCACCCCCGCUGUCAAGAUGAUGAUGUGUAGGGAGCCUACCCCAGCUGACUUUGAGCGAGAGGCGGAGGACACCCUGGUCUGAUCCUGAUUGAGGCAUGCCAACCACUCAUCCACCGUGCUGCACCUCCCAAGAUGAAUCAUUACAAGCUGUGAUUUCUAUACUAAGAUCGUGUUCUGUUUGUUGGAGUGAUGCUGAAUGAGUGCAAAAUAAAUAUUCUUUAUUGAAUAAUAUUC
Messenger RNA from Doryrhamphus excisus (bluestripe pipefish), 722 nucleotides. Lineage: Eukaryota; Metazoa; Chordata; Actinopteri; Syngnathiformes; Syngnathidae. The record is from RefSeq and is a predicted model, not a curated record.